Molecule: messenger RNA, 2872 nt
Organism: Pecten maximus
Lineage: Eukaryota; Metazoa; Mollusca; Bivalvia; Pectinida; Pectinidae
Product: piwi-like protein 1
Exons: 19
Coding region: 79-2712 (877 amino acids)
Biological process (GO): regulatory ncRNA-mediated gene silencing
Cellular component (GO): P granule
Molecular function (GO): piRNA binding; protein binding
Source: RefSeq, a predicted model, not a curated record
GUCAGUGAUGCGUGCAGAAGAGAACUGGAAGAAGUAGCAGGUGGUUGAUGAAAAUAAUUACUAACCAAGAAGACCAAGAUGUCGGGACGGGCCAGAGGACGAUCCAGAGGUCGAUCUCGAGGAAGUGGAACUCCUCAAGAAGAACCUUCAAGACGCCCUGGGGAGGAGCAACAGAGAGUCCAACCACCAACGGCUGCUGCACCAGCUCCCACUCCAGGUGGGGCAACCAGUGUAGCAGGUAGUGGUAGGGCAAGUUAUCGUGGGGGAGUAACUGCUCCAAGACCAGGCGCAGGAGAUGCCCCAAGAGCUCCAGUCGAGGAAAUGGCUCAACUAAGAGUGGGAACUGGAGAUGCUCGACAAAUAGGAAAACGAAGGGCUGACUUCCGUUAUACAGAUGUUAACACCCGUCCAGCUCACAUCACUGACAAAAAGGGAAGUUCAGGAACUCCUUUACCUCUAGCAACCAACUUUUUCACUUUUGAUUGUGAUGAGGACUGGUCUCUUUACCAAUACCACGUGGAUUUUAACCCAAUGAUCGACAGUCGCAAGAUGAGGGCAGGUCUGCUGUUCACACAUGCGGAUCUACUUGGACCAACUAGAGUCUUUGAUGGCAUGAUCCUGUAUUUACCUCAUAAGCUACCACAAGAGGUGACCGAGGUUUUCAGUCAGACAAAACGUGACAAUGAAAAUAUUCGUAUUACUAUCAAGCUGACAAACACAUUUCACAGCACCAGUCCUCAAUGCUUACAUUUGUACAAUGUAAUCUUCAAAAGGAUCUUGAACCUAAUCAACAUGCAACAAAUUGGUAGAAACUAUUACAACAUGGACCUUGCUGUUGACAUUACUCAGCACAAACUAAGAGUGGUGCCUGGAUUCAUUACCUCAAUAUUGCAAUAUGAAAACAAGGCCAUGUUGUGUGCAGACAUCUCCCACAAAAUUAUGCGAAUGGAUACAGUAUUGGAUAUGAUGUACGACAUGUACCAUUCUAAUGACAGAAGUGGAGAGUCAUUUGUUGACAGAUGCACAAAAAAGUUUGUUGGAAGUAUUGUCCUUACACGAUACAACAAUAAAACCCAUCGUGUGGAUGACAUUGAUUGGGAUAUUCACCCAACCAGCACCUUUUCCAGACGAGACGGUGAAAUCUCUUUCAAAGAUUACUACAGAAAGUCAUAUGACAAAGAUAUCCGGGAUGAUCAACAGCCCAUGCUGGUAAGCAGAGCCAAGCCAAGGGAGGUGAAGAUGGGACGCCCUGAAAAAAUACUACUUGUUCCAGAACUGUGCAUACUGACAGGACUGUCUGAUGAUGUCAGAAGUGAUUUUUCUGUAAUGAGAGAUGUUGCCUCCCAUACAAGAAUUGCUCCAGAGGGAAGAUGCAACACACUGUCUGGAUUCAUGAACCAAAUCAACACAACCCCUGCUGUUGUACAAGAGCUCAGGGGAUGGAGACUUCGGUUCUCACAGAACUUGCUGCAGCUUGCAGGACGUGUCCUACCAAAGGAAGCCAUCUAUCUCUCCAAUGCGCAGUGCACCUACAAGCAAGAGGAUGCUGAUUGGAGCAGGGAUCUUCGAGGCAAACAGCUAGUGACAAGUGUACCAUUGAGCAAUUGGGUCAUUUGUUAUACCAAGCGUGAUUCAGCCAAUGCUUCAGAUCUAGUGAAUACUCUCAGCAAGGUGGGACCUCCAAUGGGCAUGGCAAUCAACCGCCCCAAACAGUGCGAGCUACCUGAUGACCGAUCCUCUACCUAUUUGGAUAAUCUCAAAAGGGCUGUCACCAGGGAUACACAGCUGGUAAUGUGUAUCCUUCCAUCAAACAGAAAAGAUCGCUAUGAUGCCAUCAAGAAGGCAUGUUGUGUUGACCACCCAGUACCUAGCCAGUGUGUGGUUGGCCGUACUCUGGUCAAGAAACAAAUGUUGAUGUCUGUGGCGACAAAGAUUGCCAUCCAGCUCAACUGCAAACUCGGAGGAGAGGUUUGGCGUCUUGACAUCCCACUGAAGAAUCUCAUGGUCAUUGGAAUAGACACUUACCACGACUCUGCAAGUAAAGGAAGAUCAGUGGGAGGCGUUGUAUGCAGCAUCAAUAGAACAAUCACAAGAUUCUACUCCAGAUGUACCUUCCAACACACUGCACAGGAGCUCAAUGAUGGUCUCAAAAUCUGUGUGAAAGAUGCAUUGAAGAGAUAUCAUGAGGAGAAUGGCUCGUUGCCCGAGAAAAUUGUCAUCUUCAGGGAUGGUGUUGGUGAUGGGCAGCUCCCUGCUGUACACGAACACGAGGUACCACAAGUUGUGGGAACAAUCAAGGAAUGUGCUGGGGAUGACUACAAUGUGAAGAUAGCCGUUGUAGUAGUUAAAAAGAGGAUCAACAGCCGAUUUUUCGCAAAAGCAGGGAGGACGUUCACCAACCCUGUACCUGGAACAGUUAUAGACACAGAAGUUACCAAACCUGAAUGGUUUGACUUCUUUUUGGUGUCACAGUCAGUGCGUCAAGGAACGGUGACACCCACUCAUUUCAAUGUCAUCUUUGACACCACUGGACUGAAGCCUGAUCACAUGCAAAGGCUUACGUACAAGAUGACACAUCUGUACUACAACUGGCCGGGAACCAUCCGUGUGCCGGCCCCAUGCCAAUAUGCGCACAAGCUGGCCUUCCUGGUGGGCCAGUCCAUUCAUAAAGAACCUUCAUUUGACCUUGCUGACCGCCUGUACUUCUUGUAGAAGUUGACCUGGGUUGUCGUGACCAAAUGAUGCAAUACUUCCAGAAUAGUGUUUCCUGUUUAAUAGAGGAAUGUUUGUGAGCCAAAAAAGAUAGUGACAAUGAUUUGGUUCUUUUUUAACCACCGUUUGACUAAGAAAUUACUUGUUGCAGAAACAAGUC